AUGAGCACAGAUUCGGGAUACUGCAGCUUACAGAGCUCUCCAUAUUUCAAAGAGCUGCAGAACAGCUAUUUCACCACUUUACCCAAGCUUUCAAGUCCCGUGUCAUCCACUGCUCCCAACUCCCAGGCCUCGGCCCAGUCAUUCGAAGCUGGCGCCCAUCCGGACUCUCUAUCUGAUAUCUUGGAGGCUCGCAAAGAGGCCAAACAGCUACUCCUUAUCUACCGCACAACCCUUGCUGAGCUUGAGUUAAGACGCAUGUGCGCAUCUCGCAAGGGGCUGCAGUUAUGGGUCGAGUACUGGACAAAUACUUACAAACCACAUUUUGCACGACCUCUAUGCCAAAAGAUUGAACUUGCUAAGCCGGAAGUUAACCGUACUUUCAAGGAGGCUGCUCAGGAUAUCUACCAGGUCAUCAACGAGAUUGACGCAUGCAUCUCCACUGCCUCUCACCAGGACGAAAUCAGAGACCUGAUGGCAAGCAUGAGGAGCCGUAUUCAUCACAUUGUCAGAGAAAGGCGGGUACGGGCCAACCAGCUUAUGGAAUGGCUUAGAUGUGAUAUCGAGUCCACGCCCGUUGAUAUUCGUGACCAUAUGUUUGAUCGGUUGAAGAAGCAGGUCUACGGCCUUGAUCCGUUAGGCCAUUAUCACCCUAACCCGGAGGAGCCGGAUUUCGAGGACUACAUGGAAGAACGUUCUGAGUCUAUCGAGGAGCGUCUCCGACAGCAGAUGGGCCUUUUGAGCAUGACAACUCUUCCUGACACACUAAGGCAAGUGAUUGCAAUUGACAAUACGAGAAGUCAGUGGGCACAUCAUACUAGCCAGGGGGAGACUUUGGCCAUGAACAAUGCCGAGGAAGUGGCGUGA
Molecule: messenger RNA, 864 nt
Organism: Nannizzia gypsea CBS 118893
Lineage: Eukaryota; Fungi; Ascomycota; Eurotiomycetes; Onygenales; Arthrodermataceae
Exons: 1
Coding region: 1-864 (287 amino acids)
Source: RefSeq, a predicted model, not a curated record